CAGAUCGAAGUGCCUUCAUGUGAUUAAAGCUGUCAAACCAUCUUGGAAAGGGGAGUCCUGUGAGUGUGUGCACGUGUGGGUGUGGGCACAUGCCACCUGUGUGUCACUAGUGCGUGUGCACAGCGGGGAGGCAGAGAGCCCCCGGGAUCCCUUAAAUUCCCCCUGGGAAGGGGGUUGCUGCAGGUCAGUGCUGUGGGAGCACCCUUGGGCUGCAGGGUCAGGGGAGUCACCCCUUGUCUGGUGCCAAGGGGGCACCCUCAUGCUCCAGGGCAACCCCCCCUCCCCCAGCUGUCCUGGCACCCCCUUCCCCCUCCUCCUGGCAAAAGGACCCUGAUGCCAUGGGGAUGGGUAUCCUGCCCCAUAACAAGGGGGGGGUGAAUUUACUGUGGUAAUUUACUAUCAGAUUUACCAAAUUUACCCAGCUUUGGGGCUUGGGGCGGGGCUGGGGGCACGAGUCACAAGUGCUCCCUUCCUUGGUUUGCUCUGAAUAAGGUGUCAGACACACCCCCCACCCACACCCCAGGCAGCCUGCUGCCAACGUGUAGGCAGUGGGGUGCUGCCCCCACCCCCUCCCCGUGCCCUCAUUGGCCCUGUGCCUCUCCUCAUUAGCAAAGUCUCUGUCCUUCCCGAUGGUUGCACUAAUUAUUGAGUUCAUUAGUGGCCCAGGCUGUUCAGCUGGGGGGCCCUGGGAGGGGGCGAGCCCUCUGGGCUGGCGUGGGGUCCCUCACCCCCGUGCGGCACUGGCAGUCUCAGCCCUGGAACGUGACCACCGAGCGGAGAGCAGCCCCCCAAAACGCAGCCCUGCACCCCUGCUGGCGGCUCUGCACCCAGCACUCAUCACCAUGGUGGAGCUCAGCACCAAAGUCAGCAGGACACUCAACAAGACCACGCCGGGCCUCCAGAUAUGGCGAAUCGAGAGCAUGGAGAUGGUGCCAGUGCCCACCAAAAGCUACGGCAACUUCUACGAGGGAGAUUGCUACAUCCUGCUGUCGACACGCAAGACUGGGAGCAGCUUCAGCUACAACAUCCACUACUGGCUGGGGGAGAAGUCAAGCCAGGAUGAGCAGGGGGCGGCCACCAUCUACACCACCCAGAUGGAUGACCACCUGGGCAUGGUGGCUGUGCAGCACCGUGAGGUCCAGGGCUACGAGAGCGAGACCUUCCGUGCCUACUUCAAGCAGGGACUCAUCUAUAAGAAGGGUGGGGUGGCCUCAGGCAUGAAGCAUGUGGAGACGAACACCUACAAAGUUCAGCGCUUGCUGCACGUGAAGGGCAAGAAGAAUGUGGUGGCAGGAGAGGUGGAGGUGAGUUGGAAAAGCUUCAACCGAGGGGAUGUGUUCCUUCUGGACCUGGGCCAGCUCAUCAUCCAGUGGAAUGGCCCUGAGAGUAACCGAAAUGAGAGGUUGAAGGCAAUGACCCUGGCCAAGGACAUCCGGGACCGGGAGCGUGGGGGCCGUGCCAAGGUGGGUGUAGUGGAUGGUGAGGACGAGGGCGCCUCGCCGAAGCUCAUGCAGGUACUCACACACGUGCUGGGCGAGAAGAGGGACAUCAAGGCAGCCACCCCUGAUGACAAAGUGGAUCAGAAGCUUAAGUCCUCCCUCAAGCUCUACCAUGUCUCUAAUGCCAGUGGGAACCUGGUUGUACAGGAGGUGGCAGUCCGACCACUGACUCAAGACAUGCUCCUGCAUGAGGACUGCUACAUCCUUGAUCAAGGAGGUCUCAAGAUCUUCGUGUGGAAGGGCAAGAACGCCAACAAGGAGGAGAAGCAGCAGGCCAUGAACAGGGCGCUGAGCUUCAUCAAAGCCAAGAACUACCCAGACAGCACCAGUGUGGAGACAGAGAACGAUGGGUCUGAGUCAACCCUCUUCAGGCAGCUCUUCCAAAAAUGGACUGUCCCCAACCAAACCAGUGGCCUGGGCAAGACCCACACUGUGGGCAAAGUGGCCAAGGUGGAGCAGGUGAAGUUUGACGCCACCACGCUGCAUGCCAAGCCCCAGAUGGCCGCCCAGCAGAAAAUGGUGGAUGAUGGAUCUGGGGAGGUAGAGGUCUGGCGUGUGGAGAACAAGGAGCUGGUGCCUGUGGAGAAGAGAUGGCUGGGCCACUUCUAUGGUGGGGACUGCUACCUGGUGCUCUACACCUAUUUUGUGGGGCCCAAGGUGAACCGCAUCAUCUACCUCUGGCAGGGCCGCCAAGCCAGCACAGAUGAGCUGGCUGCCUCUGCCUACCAAACUGUCAUCCUGGACCAGAAGUACAACAACGAGCCUGUGCAGGUCCGUGUCACCAUGGGCAAGGAGCCAGCCCACCUGAUGGCCAUCUUCAAGGGCAAGAUGGUGGUGUAUGCGAGUGGCACCUCGCGGGCAGGCAGCACGGAUCCCACACCCUCCACCCGUCUCUUCCACGUUCAUGGCACCAAUGAGUACAACACCAAGGCCUUUGAGGUGCCAGUCCGCGCCUCCUCCCUCAACUCCAAUGAUGUCUUUGUGCUCAAGACCCCCAGCUGCUGCUACCUCUGGUAUGGGAAGGGCUGCAGCGGGGAUGAGCGUGAGAUGGCCAAGACUGUGGCUGACAUCAUCUCCAAGACAGAGAAGCCAGUGAUCGCAGAGGGACAGGAGCCACCUGAGUUCUGGCUGGCCCUGGGGGGCAAGUCCCAGUAUGCCAACAGCAAGAGGCUGCAGGAGGAGAACCCCUCCGUGUCCCCCCGACUCUUUGAGUGCUCCAACAAGACAGGCACCUUCUUGGCCACGGAGAUUGUAGACUUCACCCAAGAUGACCUGGAGGAGGAUGAUGUUUAUCUGCUGGACACCUGGGACCAGGUUUUCUUCUGGAUUGGGAAAGGUGCCAAUGAGUCUGAGAAGGAGGCGGCAGCGGUGAUGGUGCAGGAGUACCUGUGGAGCCACCCCAGUGGGCGUGACCUUGACACCCCCAUCAUUGUGGUGAAGCAGGGCCAUGAGCCCCCCACCUUCACUGGCUGGUUCCUGGCCUGGGACCCUCUCAACUGGGCUGACAAGAAAUCCUACGAGGCACUGAGAGCUGAGCUAGGGGAUGACAGCAGCUUCGGGCAGCUCACCUCAGUGCUCACAUCCAGGCAAGAGGUCUUCACCGCAACCACCACCCUCUUUGCUGACAAACUGGAGACCUUCCCACUGGACGUGCUGGUGAACACCUCGGCCACGGACCUCCCAAAGGGUGUGGACCCCAGCAAGAAGGAGUGCCACCUCUCUGACCGGGACUUCCAGGAUGUUUUUGGCAUGAGCCGCUCUGCCUUCGGCAACCUGCCCUUGUGGAAACAGCAGCAGCUCAAGAAGGACAAAGGACUCUUCUAGUGCAGGAGCCUGGGCACAGGGACAAUGUCAGCUCAUUAUUUUUAUUAAAUAAAAUGGAGUUGGA
Molecule: messenger RNA, 3387 nt
Organism: Falco peregrinus (peregrine falcon)
Lineage: Eukaryota; Metazoa; Chordata; Aves; Falconiformes; Falconidae
Gene: VIL1
Product: villin 1
Exons: 20
Coding region: 630-3323 (897 amino acids)
Biological process (GO): cytoskeleton organization; regulation of lamellipodium morphogenesis; actin polymerization or depolymerization
Cellular component (GO): lamellipodium; cytoplasm; actin cytoskeleton
Molecular function (GO): actin filament binding; phosphatidylinositol-4,5-bisphosphate binding
Source: RefSeq, a predicted model, not a curated record